AACGAAUAAAGGAAAAACUUAUGAAGAGACCAGUUACAGGAAAAGAUCUUAUGAUAGUCAAUAUGGGACCUCACCACCCAUCCAUGCAUGGUGUUCUUCGCCUAAUUGUUACUCUACAUGGCGAGGAUAGGAAUGGAAAAAUUGCCGAAAACCGCGCAAUUAUACAAUAUUUACCUUAUGUAACGCGAUGGGAUUAUUUAGCUACUAUGUUUACAGAAGAAAUAACAGUAAAUGGACCAGAACAAUUGGGAAAUAUUCAAGUCCCUAAAAGGGCCAGCUAUAUCAGAGUAAUUAUGCUGGAAUUGAGUCGUAUAGCUUCUCAUCUGUUAUGGCUUGGCCUUUUUAUGGCAGAUAUUGGGGCACAGACUCCCUUUUUCUAUAUUUUCAGAGAACGAGAAUUUGUAUAUGAUCUAUUCGAAGCUGCCACCGGUAUGAGAAUGAUGCAUAAUUUUUUUCGUAUUGGAGGAAUAGCGGCUGAUUUGCCUUAUGGUUGGAUAGAUAAAUGCUUGGAUUUUUGUGAUUAUUUUUUAACAGAGGUUGUUGAAUAUCAAAAACUGAUUACACGAAAUCCUAUUUUUUUAGAACGGGUUGAAGGCGUUGGGAUUAUUAGUGGGGAAGAAGCAAUAAAUUGGGGUUUAUCCGGACCAAUGCUACGGCAUCUGGAAUACCAUGGGAUCUUCGUAAAGUUGAUCCGAAAUGACAGAAUCCAUAAAAAUUAUUCAACAGGCUCUCGAAGGACUUCCGGGGGUCCCUAUGAGAAUUUAGAAAGCAGAGGCUUUGAUAGAAAAAGGAAUACAGAAUGGAAUGAUUUUGAAUAUCGAUUCAUUAGUAAAAAACCUUCUCUUACGUUUGAAUUAUCGAAACAAGAACUUUAUGUAAGAGUUGAAGCUCCAAAAGGGGAAUUGGGAAUUUUUCUGAUAGGAGAUCAAAGUGGUUUUCCUUGGAGAUGGAAAAUCCGACCGCCGGGUUUUAUUAAUUUGCAAAUUCUUCCUGAACUAGUUAAAAGAAUGAAACUGGCUGAUAUUAUGACGAUACUCGGUAGCAUAGAUAUAAUUAUGGGAGAGGUUGAUCGU
Thlaspi arvense is the source of this 1073-nucleotide messenger RNA. Lineage: Eukaryota; Viridiplantae; Streptophyta; Magnoliopsida; Brassicales; Brassicaceae. The record is from the annotation of a GenBank genome assembly.